Molecule: messenger RNA, 758 nt
Organism: Stegodyphus dumicola
Lineage: Eukaryota; Metazoa; Arthropoda; Arachnida; Araneae; Eresidae
Source: RefSeq, a predicted model, not a curated record
UCUACAAAUCAAAAUGGCUUGGAAAAGACUGUGUCUCUUAGGAUUAGCUUUGGUGUCAUUUACUGUUGUUCGCGCAGAUAUGCCUUUCCAGCUUCGGACUAUGCUCAGCAAAGCAGAUGAUAGCAAGAACUUCUGGGGCAUGCCUGAAAUUCACCCAAUUAGAAUGGAAUUAGAAAGAGAACCUGGCGUUCUGUUGGGAACAGGAGAUAAUCUGGAUCUUUCAAAGCUGGCAAACGGAGAUAUGGAUAAAGCUGUUCUAAGAUCAGGAAAUGUUCCUUUCGGAAUAUCGAGUAUUUUAAGACGUAACGGGAGAUCUGUAGAAGAGAAAGCUGAAUGCCGCAUACAUGUACAAGUGACUGAAACUUACGAAGGACGAUGCAUUCGGCUAAGGAACAGUACUCCAGCAUGUCAAAAUGAUAAAUAUGUCGCUAUCAAUUAUAAUGAAUGCAGCUAAGGACACUGACUUCGGAUUUACCCUGUUUGAUCUCUUCCCUUUAUACAAGACUAGGGGCUUCUGAUUUAUAAUGUGAUACUCAUUUGUAAAUUGAAGCAAAAGCCGUGAUCUCUAACACUUUGGAAAUUUUAUUGUUAUUUGUCUUAGUGUUGCAGCUAAACUGUAUUUUUCAUUCUGAAUAUAAGUGAUAGUUUAUUUUACUAGUAUAUGUACUAUUAUCUUAAAACCCUGUAUUCGUUCUUUUAUUCAUUAAAUCCCAAUGCAUGUGGUUAUGCUAUCAAUGCUCAAUAAAUAGUGUUCAAUA